Molecule: messenger RNA, 5940 nt
Organism: Ornithorhynchus anatinus (platypus)
Lineage: Eukaryota; Metazoa; Chordata; Mammalia; Monotremata; Ornithorhynchidae
Gene: TP63
Product: tumor protein p63
Exons: 14
Coding region: 52-2046 (664 amino acids)
Biological process (GO): regulation of transcription by RNA polymerase II; apoptotic process; protein tetramerization
Cellular component (GO): nucleus
Molecular function (GO): DNA-binding transcription factor activity, RNA polymerase II-specific; RNA polymerase II cis-regulatory region sequence-specific DNA binding; protein binding
Source: RefSeq, a predicted model, not a curated record
GUGGAGACCCCAGCCCACUUCUCCUGGAAAGAAAGUUACUAUCACUCUACCAUGUCCCAGAGUUCGCAGACAAGCGAAUUCCUCAGUCCAGAGGUUUUCCAACACAUCUGGGAUUUCCUAGAACAGCCUAUAUGCUCAGUUCAACCCAUUGACUUGAACUUCCUGGAUGAACCUUCGGAAAAUGGCACCACAAACAAGAUUGAGAUUAGCAUGGAUUGCAUCCGGAUGCAGGAUGCGGACGUGAGCGACCCAAUGUGGUACCAAAGAACUUUCUUGAACCAUUUGACGUUGGAGACUGGAACUCAGGCCCCAAUCUCAAGGGAGGGUGAGCCGCAGUAUACAAACCUGGGGCUCCUCAACAGUAUGGACCAGCAGAUUCAAAAUGGCUCCUCGUCCACCAGCCCUUACAACACUGAUCAUGCUCAGAACAGUGUCACGGCACCAUCGCCCUAUGCACAGCCAAGUUCUACGUUUGAUGCCCUCUCGCCCUCUCCUGCCAUCCCUUCCAACACAGACUACCCAGGACCUCACAGCUUUGAUGUAUCAUUUCAGCAGUCUAGCACUGCCAAGUCAGCAACAUGGACGUAUUCUACCGAACUGAAGAAACUCUACUGCCAGAUUGCGAAGACCUGUCCUAUCCAGAUCAAAGUGAUGACCCCACCCCCACAGGGCGCGGUCAUCCGGGCCAUGCCAGUCUACAAGAAAGCAGAGCAUGUCACCGAGGUGGUGAAACGCUGUCCCAACCAUGAACUGAGCCGGGAGUUCAACGAGGGGCAGAUUGCCCCUCCCAGUCAUUUGAUCAGAGUGGAAGGAAACAGCCACGCCCAAUAUGUAGAAGACCCCAUCACAGGAAGGCAGAGUGUACUGGUACCUUAUGAACCACCCCAGGUUGGCACUGAAUUCACAACAGUCUUGUAUAAUUUCAUGUGCAAUAGCAGUUGUGUUGGAGGGAUGAACCGCCGUCCAAUUUUGAUCAUUGUAACACUGGAAACCAGAGACGGGCAAGUCCUGGGCCGUCGGUGUUUUGAGGCCCGUAUCUGUGCUUGCCCAGGCAGAGACAGGAAAGCCGAUGAGGAUAGCAUCCGAAAGCAGCAAGUUUCGGACAGCACAAAGAACGGUGACGGUACGAAGCGCCCUUUUCGCCAGAGCACACAUGGCAUUCAGAUGACAUCAAUCAAGAAACGGCGAUCCCCAGAUGACGAGUUGCUAUACUUACCGGUACGGGGGCGAGAGACUUAUGAGAUGUUGCUCAAGAUCAAAGAGUCCCUGGAACUCAUGCAGUAUCUUCCACAGCAUACAAUUGAGACUUACAGGCAACAGCAACAACAACAGCACCAGCACUUGCUCCAGAAACAGUCUUCCAUGCAGUCCCAGUCCUAUGGGGGCAACUCUCCACCUCUGAACAAAAUGAACAGCAUGAAUAAGCUGCCCUCUGUCAGCCAGCUCAUCAACCCUCAGCAGCGAAAUGCCCUCACUCCGACAGCCAUUUCUGAUGGCAUGGGAGCAAACAUUCCAAUGAUGGGCACACACAUGCCAAUGGCCGGAGAUAUGAAUGGACUUAGCCCAACUCAGGCUCUUCCUCCUCCACUCUCCAUGCCAUCCACGUCUCAUUGUACUCCUCCACCGCCAUACCCUACCGACUGUAGCAUUGUCAGUUUUUUAGCGAGGUUGGGCUGCUCAUCAUGUCUGGACUAUUUCACGACCCAGGGGCUGACCACCAUCUAUCAGAUUGAGCAUUACUCCAUGGAUGAUCUAGCAAGCCUGAAGAUUCCCGAGCAGUUCCGCCAUGCCAUCUGGAAAGGGAUUCUCGACCACCGGCAACUCCAUGACUUCUCUUCCCCACCCCACCUCCUGCGAACCCCAAGUGGAGCCUCUACAGUCAGCGUGGGUUCCAGCGAGACACGGGGAGAGCGGGUCAUAGAUGCUGUCCGCUUCACCCUCCGCCAGACCAUCUCAUUCCCACCCCGUGAUGAGUGGAAUGAUUUCAAUUUUGACAUGGAUGCCCGGCGCAAUAAGCAGCAGCGCAUUAAGGAAGAGGGGGAGUGAGUUUCACUGCCCACUCCCCUGUUUCCUCCUGCCUAUCCCUCUGCAGUGCACUAUUUGAUACACCAGACCGUUUCUAUGAGCUCCUGCCCUCCUCCCUUUCUCAAUCAGUACCAUUAAGAGAGGAGUGUUGGGAGGGCCAUCUUUUCCUAUCUAUAAUGCAAUUUGUAAUCUCUGCCCUGCUUCGGGCUGUUUCCGGGUUCAAACUUCCUGUUUUACUCCUUGCCCAUGACAGAUGUUGGCAAGGCUGGGAGGGAGGGGAUAAAGGGAUGAAGAAUACUGUCACUCUUCAGUAGAUUCCCCACUGACUCUCUUCAGAAACCAUAUUUGCUUUAGGAGCUUUGAAUAGUUGGUAUUGAGUCUUUGAUCCAAGACUAUACACAUACAUAUAUGCUUAUUUUUUAAUUUUUUUGUGGGGUGGAGGGGGCAGGGAAGAGAAAUGGAGGAAGCAGAGGCAGCAGAGGAAGCUUCAGGUGUAUUUUUUUUAAUAUAAUUUAAAGGUAAAGAAAAUGAGUUGCACUUAUUGACAUUUUGCUUUUUUUUUUUACUUUAUUGGCUCCCUAGUCCCCUUCCUCCAGCAAAAUGGGGCCAUCUGUAGUUGAUUAAACUGAAUUGAUGCAGGUGGACAACUGUGAUAUAUGUAACCUUUUUUUUUAUUUUUCUUUAAUGAUAAGAUUAUGCUACUUCAAAGUUUUAGCCAGCUCUAAUUUGUUUGAAUACCUAGCCUUUGUACUGGUUUGCAAGAACCAAAAGGCCACAUUGCAAACUUACAAGAGUGUCAUGUUUUCUUUUUUUAUUGAGAAAGCAUGUGGCAAUAUUGCAUAGGUUUAACAAUAAAGUAGGCCACUUAGUUGUCUGGUAGUUAAAGCACAUUCAUGUGUUAUUCCAUUCAGACUUAAGUCAUUUGAUCCACCACUUGAUGUCAGUGACUUACUCAUUACAGUCUUUAUGAUGAAGAAUUGGUGGAUGCCUUUUGAAAGCAGUGCAGAAGAUAACCCAAAAGUGAGUCAAACAGCAAUAUCUUUAACCACUAAGGGACACAAUCAGAUGGUUUUCAGCAAUAAUAGAGACAAAUAUUUGCCCAGAUUGUUUGGAAUAAACAUUUAAAUGUGUAAAUUCACUCAGGUCCUUUUUGUGCUAAGAAAAAUGCAUUCGAUGGCCUGGUUGAUUUGCCAUUCAGUUAUAUUUAGCUUCUCUUAUUGUUGGUGGUAUUUUUGUAUUUUUUCACUUGGCCUCUGACAGCAAUAUUUUUGUUUUUCCUCUUUGGAAAGCGAUGGCAAAAAUGACCAGCCCUCUCCUGCAGAAGUCGGGCACUGCAAAUGCACUCAUGUGCCUUAGUCGGGGAUCAAAAUCCCACCUAGUCAUCAUUCCUGGAGUUCGUUCUUUUUCAGAGUCUGUGGUCUCAAGAACCAUUUAGGAAUGGAGGUGUCAAGGCUCUUGCUGCCAAAUGCAUUGAAGUUUCGAAAGAGCACGCUUUAGAGACAGGAAAAAUAUCUUUAUAUAUUUAUCUCGGGCUCUGAUUUGCUUUCUGUUGUGCACUAUGCUGGGCUUACAGUAUGAAGCUGCCAUUUGAAAAGCACGUGCAAAUGGUCUGCCAUGGUUCUGAAAUGCUAUGGAAGAGGUCUGUUGUGUAUAAAGUGUAUAGACAUUUUUUAUGUGCAGAAUUGUGUUCCUUGUGUUUUGAUCAUUUUUUCCUCUUGGGAUAGUGGGUCUUCCAGAACCACAGUUCAAAUCAUUUUUAAAACAUUUUGUUUAAUGAUUACUCUUUGUAUGGGAAAAAAUUACUUAGCGCUGAAAAACAAUGAGUUAUACAGAUUUCUUAUUAAUGUUGCUGUGUCGCCUAAUGCAGUCGGUGAGCCAGGGGAACAGACUACCAUUUUUGUUGUUGUUGUUUGUUUGUUUGUCUUUACACUUCAAAGAGGAGAGUGAGUCCUAGAUUUCAAAAUUUCAAUUGUUCCACUCAUAAGCAAUGUUCAUUUUUGUUGUACGCAGGCAGCGUGAAACAUGGUGAGAAAAGAAUGAAAGUGUUUGAUUGGAGAAGUUGGGGAAGUUAGCUGGAACCCUCAGUUGAUCUAAGUUAUUUGCAUCCAUGAUAUACUUUUUUUUUCUAAGCUGCAGCCACUCUCCCCCAACUGAACUUGGUCAACUGGGCAAGUGGGGGUUGAAAAGUCUUCAACUCAUAUAGUCUAGCCAGAUUCUCUGUCUCUAUAAGCCUAGGUUGGCUGGAUCCUAAACUGGGAUCAGUCAAUUGGCUUGUCACCAUGGUGGUGGGACUUCAUUUCUCAUUCCAAGUCUGUUAUAUGCUGUGAAAAACCUUCUUAUGUAUUUUGGGGGAAGCAUGUAUGUUGCUCAUAUGAUAGUCCAACCCUUGCUUGGAUACUGAAAGGUCAAAACCUUCGUAUGCCAACUCAUAUGGCUACAGGGUUUGUGUUUCAUCUUUGUAAUCCAAAGGUAAGAAUAGGCAUUGAAUCAAGGACUAGUCCACCAAUUUCUAUAGCAGUGCUCAUUCUACCUGCAAUAACAUUUAGGCAUUUUUGUUUUCCUGUUGUUCUUUCAUAACACCCUAUGUUUCAGUAGAGCCUAGUAUCCACUGGAAUACAGAAUGAUUCUAAGAUUAAUCCAAAUUCCCCCAAAGCUUGGUGGUUUCUAGUCUAUUUUCCUCUUCAACUUCACGUUACAAAAGCAUCCUUCUAGAUGUUCAAAAAGAAAAGCUGGUGAUUCAGCAUACAUAAUUGGUUUGAAAGGAAAAUUAAUUGAAAGGGAAUCCUGAAAAGAAUGAAAAAAUCCCAAAGCUUUUCUCCUUGUUCUCAUUGCUACAAAAUCAGAGAGGCUUGAGGCAGCUGAUUUCGAGAAAAUAAGACUAUUUCUUCCUCAACUGAAUUUCCCACCUAAAUCCAUUUUGAGAUUUUAUUUUGAAGUUGGAUAAAGCUGAUUAAACUUUCAAGCCACUGAUAUUUUGUAUUUCUUUUGGCUUCACUCUGGUUCUACUUGAGAGUUGAAGCCAUGUUUGUUAGGUAUCAGGAACAUCUAGCAUUUUCAGCUACUUCAAGAAGCAAGAAAUCCAAGAACCCUUACUAUCUAUGAAUACGAGAACUGGGGAUGAUAGACUUCUAGCUGCCAAAAAAGGCAAUUCUGAGAUUGGUAAAGAAAGGGAGGAAGAGAAGAGGAGCAAGUCUGUUCUGAGUCCCUGGCCUUCUUCCAAAUCUGUCUUUGAUUCUUUGCAAAGGGAGGGCUCUUUUCUGUUAAUUAGGGACAUACCAUGCAGAUUGAUGAAACUUAAUGGAGAAUAUUUCCGGAGUCGGAGUUAGAGAGUCCUUCUUCUUCCCUCUUUCAACCCCACAAGGUUGGGAGGAGAGUGGGCAGCACCCUCCAACAGAGAGGAUUUCAGUGGGGUGCUUGUUGAUUAAGUUCAAUGCUCCCCGAAUCUGAAAUGGCUUUGGCCAUGGUUUGGGGAAGCUUCAAAGAUUUUCUUUGGAGGGAGUUGGCAUGUGUUGACCUAAACUUGUUAUAUUCACUUUUCUUUCAGUUUCUCUUUUUCACCUUCUGAAAUCCAGCUUAUGUCUGCGUGGGGCACCUAUUCUGUAAAUGAAUGCUAGAGAGAAUACUGUACUGUAUCAACAGGAAUGAUACUACUGAACUUUUUGUUUUUGCAUUUUUAUGAUAGCAUUGUUGUAAAAAAAUGUUUUUCAAGUGAAUGUCUAAAACUUUUUAUAUGCCUUUUUAAUAUGUUUUUUGAAAAAAAAUCUUUCUAUACAUAGAUAAAUGCCUCUUUUUUUUUUACUACAAAUGCUGGUCUUCUGGUACGUUAUUUACUCUCAGCAUGAGCAGAGGCUAGUCUGAGAAGCUAUCACUGCUCAUCAGGACAUGCAAUAAAAAAAAUGCAUUGAGAAUCAUUGA